Molecule: messenger RNA, 4894 nt
Organism: Seriola aureovittata
Lineage: Eukaryota; Metazoa; Chordata; Actinopteri; Carangiformes; Carangidae
Product: P2Y purinoceptor 3
Exons: 4
Coding region: 794-1906 (370 amino acids)
Biological process (GO): phospholipase C-activating G protein-coupled receptor signaling pathway; cellular response to pyrimidine ribonucleotide
Cellular component (GO): plasma membrane
Molecular function (GO): G protein-coupled UDP receptor activity; G protein-coupled ADP receptor activity; G protein-coupled UTP receptor activity
Source: RefSeq, a predicted model, not a curated record
GCAAAAUUACCAAAAAGAGAUGAUAAGCAACCAUAAAGAGAUGCAUAACUACAAGAAAGAGACACCACAUGGCUACACAAACAGAUGCAAAACAACCACAAAGAUAUGCUUUACUACGUCAAAGAGAAACAACAACUAAGUCUUAGACUACAAAGAGAAACAAAACACCCACAUAAGACAUGUUUGCAUCGUUCAUCCAUCCAUCUUUCCGCCACUGUAGCAACAACAGUCACUUCUCAUUCAGCCUGAGGGUCUUGCUCCUGUGUAGGGGGGCGGUGGGGGCCCUUUAGCAUGCUUGCCCACAGCAGCCCAUUGUCUCAUAAUCCGUCCAUGGUUUGAUGUACUUCUAAAGUAGCUACACCUGCCAGCCAGCCGUUCAUACAAACAAGUGUUACUCGUGAUAAUGGUGUAAUUAUUUAAAACGUUGACAGCUCUGGUUAAAAUAGCGACAUAAAAGCGCUCAGACAUUACUUCGACUGUAUUUUGAAUCGUUCCCUUUGCCCUUGUCAUGCCGUGGAAGACUCAUUGCGCGUGCGUGGUUCCCACUACCGCGCGCGGUUGUCCGGUGGAGCAGCAGCAGCAGCAACAGGAACAGAGAAGAGUGUGAGUGUGUGUGUGUGUGUGUCUAGGAAGAGUGUGUGCAGCCACCGGAGCCGCUUCACAGCAGCGGGGUUUCCCUCCUCGCCGAACUGGUCUUUGUUUUUGCAGAGGAGAAGAAAGGAGCACGAGUCUUUUCGCCAUGGCUAAGUCGCCAACUUUUUGAUGUUGCAACUGAAAUUUAUUGCAGUCAUUCAUGAAUGUGAAGAUGCCACUUUCUGACCCCACAGAUACCCUCAUCUCUAGAGCCUUCCCCUUGGACUUCUUUUCCACAAGUGUACACCCUACAGAGCCCUACACAGCGGACAGCUUUAUCGCCAGUGCCAGUAACAUCAGCAACACCAGCGGGAUAGGCAUCCUUCGCUGCACCUAUAAGGAAGACUUUAAACGUAUUUUACUCCCUGCUGUGUACACUUUUGUCUUCCUGCUCGGCCUUCCUCUCAAUGCUGUUGUCAUACUGAAGAUAUGGAGGACGAGGCCCAAUCUGUCCAAAAACAACAUCUAUAUGCUCAACUUGGCUAUAGCCGACUUUCUGUAUGUGAUGUCACUGCCCUUGCUCAUCUACAACUAUGCCAGUCAUGACUACUGGCCCUUUGGGGAGUUUGCCUGUAAGCUGGUCCGGUUUCAGUUCUAUAGUAAUCUGCAUGGCAGCAUCCUCUUCCUCACCUGCAUCAGUGUGCAGCGCUAUGUUGGCAUUUGCCAUCCUUUUGCGAUGUGGCACAAGCAGGGUGGUCGCAAGAUGACGUGGUGUAUCUGUGUAGGGGUUUGGCUGGUGGUCGCCGUCCUAUGUGCGCCAACGAUUCACUUCGCUGCGACAGGAAUCCAGCGCAACCGCACAGUGUGCUAUGAUUUAAGUCCACCAAAGCUUUCAGUAGACUACUAUCCUUAUGGCAUGACUCUGACCUGCCUUGGCUUCUUGUUGCCUUUUAUGGGUGUGAUGGUGUGCUACUGCCGGAUGGCCCAGAUCCUCUGCCGCCCAGUGUCCUACCAGGGUGUCUCCAUGGCGACUGGGGAGAAACGGGACAAGGCCGUGAGGAUGAUCAUUGUGGUGGCGGCAGUGUUCUGCAUAAGCUUCCUGCCAUUUCACCUCACCAAGACCAUGUACCUGGUGAUACGCACUCUGCCCAGUGCGCCCUGUGAGACGAGGAACUUGUUUUCAAUCAUCUAUAAGAGCACCAGGCCGUUUGCCAGCAUGAACAGCUUCCUGGACCCUAUUCUGUUUUACUUCACUCAGCCACAAUACCGAAAGAGCACCAGAAGGUUUGUACUUAGAGUCACCACUCUCAGGGACAAGGGCACCAGUGUGUGAGCAAACAGGAAAUCAUAUAUUGCAACAGUGUUUCUAAAAGUCUUGUUGGUACACCAGUGACGGAGCCCGCUGCAAAGUGGAACAUGUAUUGGUUGCUGAGUUCUUCAAACACUGUUCCUCAUUUUAUUGUACAUGUAUUGAAAGCUGUUCUUCAAGCUUUUAACUGUUACUCACUGUAACAAAGAACUGUACCUUCCUAAGAGGAUCUAACAGAUUUAGAGGGACUGGCAUAUCAAGAAGCCUUCUGAAAUACAGCAUGAAGGUUGUGAUCUUGUAAUGUGGAAGGUAAACGGACUGAAAAAAGUAUGAGGUGAAAAAUCAUAUCCUCCUCCUACUUACAUUAUCUUGAAUUGGCCUUACCCAGCACAGACUAUGGGUGUAUUUUAAUUGGGUGAAUUCAUGCAUUUUGGACACUUGUUGAUUCUGUAAUGUCUUUAUUUAAUAAUUUUCUUGGCUGAGGAAUACAUGCGCUGAUUAUAUUGUCAGCAAUUCAAAGCAUUCACAUUGUGCAUUAUCUGUGAGAUGUUUGCUUUUAGCAUCUGCUGCACUGGGUAGUAAAGAAGAAGCUUUUAUCUUUUUUUUGUAAAUUAGAUUUUUUUUUUUUUUUUGUUUGUUUCACACUGUGAAUUGUACGGUAAAAAAAUAAAUCCUCUAACAUAGUAACUCCAGCAGGUCCCCACAGAUUAUGCAGGACUUUGCAUGGAAGAGGAUUUUUAGUUGAUAUGGAGAUAUACAUGGUGAAAGAGAGAAGGACAGAAAAACUGAUUCAACUUUUUGGGAUAAAAUUAUUACUAGUAAGCAAUGUAAAAUGCUGAAAGUGACUGUAAAUGUUUAUGGCUGCAUGUUGGAACUGCAUGAAGUACUUGUGUGUGGAAAUGAACUGGUACUGGGGAGAAACACACCGCAAAAACAGAAUUGCAAAAACAUAGCAGUUGAAGUAGUGAGAAUAAGAUUGAAAUUAAUAAUGUACGUGCAUUUUUAUUCAAAUUAGAAUUAUACUUUCACAUGAAGGUCUCCACUGUUUUUCCCUUCAAAUGACAUGUUUCAACAAGAUUCAAGCUGUAAAGCCUGUUGUUGCAUGUUUUUCACCACUGGAUGGUGUUUGUGCCCCACUACUGGAACAGCACUGCACUGAAAUGUUGGCUCUGUCCUUUCUAAAAGGAGGAGUUCUUUAUUUACAUAUUAUCCAGUAAAGAUUAAAUCCAAUUUACAACUGUUAGGGGUAAACAGAUGCCAACAAAACUGUUCAGUAAAUAUCCAGCUCAUAGCACAUGAAAUAUGCCAUUAAUGUAUGUUUUUCCCACAUAUUCUCUGAGUUCUCAUGUAAACAAAGGAAUCCAACAGAGGUGUCUAUACAUUGAUACAUUUUAAAUCCUUAUCAAACGCAUUAGAUGCUCAGAGGGAAGGAAAAAUGCAAUUUGUGAACCUUAGGGCAGGGUCUAAGUUAAGGGAGAAUCCUGCUGUUUUCCCACUUCCUGCGAGUGUGUGAAUCAUUCUCAUGAAAUUAGGAUUUCCAGACCAAGAAAUCUGUCGAUGGAUGUACAGGUUAGAGAGAUAAUAGAAUAAUGAAAAGAUAGUAGGGAACGGAGAUGUUUCUGAAAAAACACUCUUAAAGGGGGUACCAUAGAGUGCCUGUGAGUUUUGUUGUACUUAGUUUACUGUUUUGAUAUCUCUAACUAGAUACAGGACAGUCUCAAUUUGUAAAGUCUGUACAAUGGAGGAAAUUGUCAUCUUAAACUUCCUCUACUGUUUCUUAUGGAAUUAUACCAUACUGAGUUUAUGGUUUGGUAAUCUGCAAUGUUCAUGAAAUGAACAUAAAUGCAUGUAAAUGCGAAGACGGAUUUUGUUUGUUGUUGCAUUUGUUGUGGUAUUUGUUGUAUUUUGUCAUGGAGUAGUGUUAAUUUAUAUGCAUUCAAAUUUUUAUGUUUUUCGUUGUACUUAUUUGACCAGUUACAAACCGUAAUUUAUACACACCGUAAAGAAAACAAUGGAAUUUAUUUUUUAUUGCUGCCCUUCAUGUUCCCUCAAUCUGUUUUGUCUAGACUGCAGUAGAGGCUCAGACAAGUACUUUUUCACAACUUAAGUAAAGAUUUGUCUUCUCCGUGUAGCGUCCCUAGAAACAGUGAAUCUUAGCCCUGUGAUGAUAUUUCGACACUUCAGAUCUUAUUCCCAUAAGGAUUAGUAAAUCUUUGUAUGAAUUUGACCUCAUUUUGCAUUGCACUUAUUAGUAAUUGUGGUGUUUAGCUUAUGAGGUGAUUGGGUGGUGUUGGAUACUGAAUGUGUUAACUGAAGUAAUUCAGUGUUGUUGUUCCAAAUUAAACUGAAAUGACUAAAAUAAUUUUUAUUUUCUUAGAAUAAUCUAACUGUACUACCUAAACAGUUCAAACGUGUAACUGCACUUUGAGUUUUUCACCCAUGAGGGAAAAAUAUUAUAAUUGUGAAUAUUGGUUUAAUGUGAACAUGUAAUUUUGAAGCAUUUUAGAUGCAAAGGACAUUUUGACCACAACAUGAGGUCAUGUGCUCUGUAAUGUGUGUAUGUCUGUACAGCGUGCAUAUUCAGUGAUGUAGUAAAUAGAAUAUUGUGCUCCUGGCUUCCGCAAAAAGUGGCUGCGCAGUCUUGUUGUUUUUGUGUCUGUUUGGUCAAAUAUUUGCGAUAUUUCUGAUUUAUUUUUUCCACACAACUUUCUGUAACAUGUUGAGUGUGUGUGGUCAGUUUAGAGAGAUCCAGAUGUCUGUGUAUUGUGCCAACAUAUUGUUUCAGUCAGUAUUAUUAAGAAGAACUCUUAUUUUUGUACAAUAAUGUAUCACAAAAAUAGAAUUUAUUUUUGUCAUGUAGAGAUAAUUAUGCUGAUGAAAUAGCAACAUUUAUGUUUUUUAGAUAAUUUUUCUUACCGUGCAGUCCCCUUGAGUUGCUUGUGAAAAUGUUUUGGUUGUUGUCAUAAUGUAAAACUAAAUGAAAGCAGGCAUUAAAAAAGUAAUUGUGAGCAA